Messenger RNA from Fonsecaea multimorphosa CBS 102226, 1458 nucleotides. RefSeq lists its product as uncharacterized. The transcript has a single exon. The record is from RefSeq and is a predicted model, not a curated record. NCBI's taxonomy places the organism in Eukaryota, Fungi, Ascomycota, Eurotiomycetes, Chaetothyriales, Herpotrichiellaceae. Bases 1 to 1458 code for a protein of 485 amino acids.
AUGCCAGACGAAGAUUGGCGUGACGAGAUUCAGGAAUACGCGCUCCUUCUAGAUGCAGUUGCCAGCGGCGACAGAUCUCGGGUCGUGAAGCACUUGACAGAAUACAUUCUCAACAAGAAAGAAGGAAAUCAAGUCGCACAACCAAACGACCAGGGAGCGCAAGGAGCACAAGAGCCAUAUUCCGAACACGACGAAAACAGCUUCAACUACUAUGGAGAAGAUGCAUACAACGAUCCAUACACUGGGACAAGUACAGAACCUGUGGAUCAAGAAGGAACCUACACUGGGGAGGAGAAAGACCUCGAAUACGGGGAUGAGCAAUACCAAUACGGGAAUGAAUAUGAUGAAUAUGACCCCCCUGAGUAUGAUGCCUCAGGAGCAGGCGAGAGCUAUUAUGAGGGCCCUUAUAUGUCUGGUGCAUACCACGAGCCCGACAACGGUGUUGACACAUAUGAUGAAGGACCGUACGACGACUACACUGAGCUGGAUCCGUCGGCUCAUGGCAAUGAAUCAUAUGCAAUCGGGGCAGCUGGAAUCCGCGAUAUGACAUAUACAGGCGAGCAUUACGAUGACUCCAACAGGAACAAUUAUGAGGGACCUCAAUAUCCCGAAGACCAACAAUACGAGGGACAAUAUUACGAUCAACAAGCGGAUGGAAUAUAUGACGACUGGAAUCAGGAUGGAGAGACCUAUCACUAUCAGCAAGGCACAGGCGUAGCAGGAGGUGAGUGGCAUGAAGAGUCGGAUUAUGGACCUUUCUCAGAUGACCAAAUCCAGGAGGUCGUCGAUGAAGUCCCUUUUGACGAGCUGCACGAAGAAUACUUCGAAGAGGGCCAGACACGCCCAUAUGCCGAUCCCAUGCAUUCGGAAGAGGAAGUACGUCUGAGUGAAGAACACUUCGACGAGGAUCAGGUACACCCACAUGACGAUCAUGUGCACUCGGAAGAAGAAGCACGUUUGAAUGAAGACGACGUGCUUCCAGGCUAUGAUGAAGAACAAACACAACUGCAGCAGCCUUAUCCAGAAGAUACCUCCCAUUUUUACAACGCAGGAAAAGACGCCCCUCCAGACUACUCUGAGGUCCUACACUACGCGAUGAAUCAAAAUCCGCAGACACAGUACGUGCCAUACCGGCCAGACCUUACGGGGACAGAGGAACAAGCAGGAGCAGAUGAAAACGGCUGGCAAGUUGAGAACGCCGCCAACAGGCAUGCACACAGCUUCGACCCCGGGACUAGCGCUGAUCCAGUUGAGUUUGAGGAUGAUGAAUGGGAAGAUGAGGCCUGCGAAGGGGAGGAUGACACCAUACGAUCACCCAACCGCUCUGACCUUCAGUUCAAUCCUCUCCGUCAUCAAUACGAGAGGGACAUGUCUGGACAGAGACCGAACGCUUUACUCUACUUAUCUCCCGUUGAACCAAGCCUGUCAAAUGUACUUUGGGGGCGAAAUUGGCGUUAG